Molecule: messenger RNA, 1242 nt
Organism: Aspergillus ochraceoroseus IBT 24754
Lineage: Eukaryota; Fungi; Ascomycota; Eurotiomycetes; Eurotiales; Aspergillaceae
Product: cytochrome b5 reductase family protein
Exons: 3
Coding region: 67-972 (301 amino acids)
Biological process (GO): ergosterol biosynthetic process
Molecular function (GO): cytochrome-b5 reductase activity, acting on NAD(P)H
Source: RefSeq, a predicted model, not a curated record
GUUUUUCAUUUUUUCAUUAUUUUUGAAUCAAUUAAGAUUAAUGAGCAAUCAACCAUCAUACACACAAUGGCUAGUGCUCUCAAUCAUCGCCUGAUUGCCAAUACUGUGACGGUUCUUGCUGUCGGUGGUCUUAGCACAUACGCAGCAUCCAGAUACCUGACUCCAACCGCAUUCGCUGAUUCCCCAGAGCCAAAAAAGAUCUUUGGAAUGGGCCCAGCUUUCAAAUAUGUGAGACUUCAGAGCUCAGAAACCAUCAAUCACAAUACCAAGCGCCUUCGAUUUGAAUUACCUGGGGGGGAGAGUUCGCAAAGCGGUCUAAGGCUUACUUCUGCGCUUCUCACACUCUCGUGGCCCAAAGGGAACUGGGUUCCUGUCAUUCGACCAUAUACGCCUGUUAGUAAACUUGACGAGCCUGGAUACAUCGACUUCUUCAUCAAAAAAUAUCCCAAUGGCAGAUCCAGCACACAUUUGCACAGUCUGAAUCCAGGAGAUAGCCUGUUUAUUUUGGCUACGCUUCCAGGAUUUUCAUGGACAGCCAACCGGUUUUCCCACAUUUAUCUCAUUGCAGGAGGUGCGGGCGUUACACCUAUUUACCAGCUCACGCAAGGCAUCCUCGACAAUCCGGCAGACAAAACAAAAAUCACCGUGGUCUUUGGGGUGAAUACCGAAGCAGAUCUGCUACUACGGUCCGAAUUCAACGAGUAUAAGAAGCGCUUCCCCGAUCGAUUUGAUAUCCACUAUACAGUUAGUCGACCGGGCAAGGAUUUCUCAUCUAACGAGGGCGUGCGCUCGGGAUACGUGACAAAGGAACUACUUGAUGAGGUCAUGCAGGGACCCGGUGAAAAAGACACAAAGAUCUUUGUCUGUGGACCCCCCGCUAUGGAGACAGCAUUGGUAGGACCUGGCGGAAAGGGGGAGAAGGGAAUCCUGGCACAACUUGGAUACUCAAAGGACAGCAUCCAUCGUUUCUAGGGGGAUCGUUUUCCUAUCAUUCUCUACGAGGGUGGCGCCGAUGAUCUAAUUUGUACCAUAGGGGUUGAUAUAUGCUGUGCGCGGGAUAGACGGAUUCCUUUUCCACUGCUGUCAAGAAUGGCGUUUUCUAUACCAGACUCCUUACCUGUCCGGUGCUCUACCAAGUCAGUUUGUUAUUGCUGGUGAUGCAGACACCAGGGCAAAUCCAUACAACUGGAUAUCUUUUCUUUGUCAACAAAUACUAAUAAUCCUAUUUGAUUGUAUCAUGUU